AUGGGAAACCCAUCCGAUGGGUACAAUGGAAAAUGCAUCUCCCUUUUGAUUUCAAAUUUUUUUGUUGAAUUAACUUUAACCCCAAAUUCCUAUGAUAAUAAAGCAGUAGAAUACAAGAAAAUUAAUUUCCGUUCCCCUUCCUCCAACAAAGAUUGUAAUUUAUCAUUUGAUUCCAUAGAUACUUUAAUUGAAAUAUCUAAAAAUAAAGGGUACGAUGAAAGUAAUCGUUUAUUACAAGCUACUUGUAAAGUAUUUUCAGAAUAUUGUUGGAAAAAUGAUAUCUUACUUAACCAACAAGGAUUUUUCGUUCAUUUUAUUACUAAUAUUCCAAGACAAGUCGGUUUGGCGGGUUCCUCCGCUAUUAUAUCGGCAUUUUGGAAAGCGUUAAUGCUUUUUUUUGACGUUUCUAAUAAAAUCAUUCCAUUACCUAUACAAGCAAAUUUAAUUCUUUCCGUUGAAAGGGAUGAAUUAAAUAUCUCUGCUGGGUUACAAGAUCGUGUCAUUCAAGUUUAUGGAGGGUUGAUAUUUAUGGACUUUGAUGAAGAUCAUAUGAUGAAACAUGGUGUUGGAAUGUAUGAAAGGUUAGAUGUUAAUUUAUUACCGAAAGGAUUUUGGAUUGCUUUUGAAUCAAAUCCUAGUGAAUCUGAUAAAAUUCAUAAUGAUGUACGAAAAAGGUAUGAGGCAGGUGAUCGAAAAGUAAUUGAUGCGAUGAAACGAUUCGCAUCAUUCGCCGAACAAUCACGUCAAAUUUUAAUUCAAAAUAACCGUUCAAAACGGAAUGAACUCGCUAAGUAUAUGAAUAAAAAUUUCGAUUUGAGACGCGAAAUUUUUGGUGAUCAAGUUUUAGGUCAAAUGAAUUUACGUAUGAUUGAAUUGGCUAGGGAAUAUAAUUUUGCCGCAAAAUUCACUGGAUCGGGUGAAAAAGAAGGAUUUCUUUUUUGUUGGUUAAAUCCAAAGAAUGAAGUUUUAUAA
This is a messenger RNA of Funneliformis caledonium, 972 nucleotides long. The record is from the annotation of a GenBank genome assembly. NCBI's taxonomy places the organism in Eukaryota, Fungi, Glomeromycota, Glomeromycetes, Glomerales, Glomeraceae.